Molecule: messenger RNA, 744 nt
Organism: Pieris macdunnoughi
Lineage: Eukaryota; Metazoa; Arthropoda; Insecta; Lepidoptera; Pieridae
Source: the annotation of a GenBank genome assembly
AUGCACCUACCAUACGAGUCGCGGGGUCGUCGCCGGCGCGAGAUGGCUGAAAGCGAGCCCUGGUGGCUGCAGUCCAUCAUUGAUGAGACCCUUGGAGAGCACCCUGAUCUUGUGCGAACCGGCAGUCCGGACCUCAUGUGUUCCAUGUUACCCCAGCACUGGCGCUCCAACAAGACCUUGCCUGGAGGUUUCAAGGUCGUCGCCCUUGGGGAUAUCCUGGAUGGCACCCAAGUCACAGUUAGAGCUGGCAACGAUGAAAACUGUUCUGCAGAGUUGAGAAAUAACACGGCGGUCAUGAAGAAUAGAGUUGCAAAGUUCAAUGACCUAAGGUUCGUCGGGAGGAGUGGAAGAGGGAAAAGCUUCUCCUUGACAAUUAUGGUAUCAACAUCGCCACCACAAGUAGCAACAUACCAAAAAGCCAUCAAAGUUACAGUGGAUGGACCUCGGGAACCCCGCUCUAAAACUAGUACAAAUGCAUCACCUCACCAAAUAAGAGCAAUAGGGUUCCAACGGCCGUUCAUAGCAAGCACAUCAAUGUCCCUACGAGAUUUAGAAUACAAGACAUCACCCCGGCUGCGGUCGCUGUCGCACGAGGAAAGAGAGUAUAAGACUAACGCCAAUUUACCACCUGAAGGAAAGUCAGUCGCAUUACAAACACAAGAUUGUACAAUGCCUACAGAAUUGCCUACUCAAAUACGUGUAAACGGGGAUGCCGUGGGCGCAAUCGGAACAAGUCCAUUAUAG